CAUAAUGUUACUGUCUUUUUCUCCAGCUGUUGAUCAUCAAAAUGGCAUCUCUUGAGGAUUGGGCAUGCGCUGAACUGGACAAGCUUGGUAUUCCCGAUGCAGGGGACAUCGUGCGCUACCUCCAGCCCAUUGACGACCCUGCAGAAGUGGAGGACUACUUGGCCUCGAUGUUGGACAAGGGGAAUAGUUCACACCAGAAAUUCAUCAAAGAAUUCUUGAGAAAGCAAGAGGAAGACAAGUCGGCCAUUGAUUCCAGGUUCUACCGCAAGUCCAAUAUGGAAGAAGAUUUUGGAUAUAAGAUUAAUGAGGGGAAAAAGAAGCAGAAGAAUAAUAAGGAGAAUGGUGGGGGUGGGAAUAGUAACAAAGAUAAUUCGUCUAACUCUAAUUCUAAAUCUGUACCUGCUCCAUCAUCAGCAUCAUCAGUGGGAAAGAAAAAAUCAAAGUUUGUGUCAUUGUACUCGGAUGAAGGGCAAAAUAGGGAUGUUAUCCUUUUACAAGGCAGACAUAGAUGUGACUGCCAAGCAAGCAAGCAUAAACUGAUCAACAACUGCCUGAAGUGUGGCCGCAUAAUCUGUGAACAAGAGGGAUCAGGUCCAUGCCCAUUUUGUGGCAAUCUUGUGACAACAAGGGAGGAAAAGGAGAUUCUGAAUAGAGGUUCACGAAAGUCAGAGGCACUUCAGAAAAAAUUGCUUAGUGAUAGAAAUGCUGUUGUCAAGGGACAGUCAUCAGAUCAUCAAAAAGCCAUAGAUCAUAAAAAUCGCUUGCUGGAAUUUGAUCGCACAAGUGAAAAAAGAACAAAGGUUUAUGAUGACGAGAAUGAUUAUUUCAGUUUAAAUUCUAAAUGGCUCAAUCAAGAGGAUAAAAUGAAACUUCAGAAGAGAGAAGAAGAAUUAAGGAGUAAACGGUUUGACAGAAGAAACCAAAAGGUGACAAUCGACUUAUUUGGCCGGAAGAUUGUUGCUGAGAAAAAUAAUGCAGGUCUGUAUGACCCAGACGAUCCAGUGGUAAAGGAGAUUCUUGAAGGUCGAACACAAGACAUAUUUUCUGCCCCGGACAGGGAAGAAUCGGGACCAAAAAUUGAAGUGAGUCGGCCAGAAUACACCACCACUGGUAUCACUGGGAACAAGAAACAGAAAGGUGGCAAGUUCCAAGCUGCUGGUAACAGUAUGCGUGUGCAAGACCGAGAGCUUUUAGAGAUGACUGACGAGGGUCAGUGCCUGAGUAUGCACCAGCCAUGGGCAUCCCUCUUGGUGGCAGGAAUCAAAGUCCAUGAAGGACGCAUGUGGUACUCCUCCCACAGGGGAAGGUUAUGGAUUGCCGCUGCAGCCAAGGUCCCAGCGCCUGAGGAAAUCCAGCAGUUAGAGCAUAUGUACCGCGUUCUCCUAAAGGACGAAUAUUUACAAUUUCCCAAGCAUUAUCCAACGGGAUGCCUAUUAGGGUGUGUUGACGUUGUUGAUGUGCUUCCACAAGAAGAAUAUCGUACACAGUUUCCAGAAGGGGAGAGUGAUAGUCCAUAUGUAUUUAUUUGUGAGAAUCCACAAGAAAUGAUCUUGAAAUUCCCCAUAAAAGGAGACCACAAAAUAUACAAACUAGACCCAAAGAUUCAUCAAGCAGCAAAGAAAGCCCUUCGACCUAGAGAAGAAUAGAUUUCAGUAAUAAGUAUUAUUGGUUAUAAUUUUUUUUUUUUUUUCAUGAAUGAAUUAAUGUUUUGUUAUAAAUAUUUUUGUUGUUAUUAGUAUACUCUUUGUAUUACCAUUAUUAGUAGUGUUCAUUUACUAGUAUUAUU
Penaeus monodon (black tiger shrimp) is the source of this 1786-nucleotide messenger RNA. RefSeq names its product activating signal cointegrator 1-like. Gene Ontology annotation, molecular function: zinc ion binding. Bases 42 to 1646 code for a protein of 534 amino acids. NCBI's taxonomy places the organism in Eukaryota, Metazoa, Arthropoda, Malacostraca, Decapoda, Penaeidae. The transcript has a single exon. The record is from RefSeq and is a predicted model, not a curated record. Gene Ontology annotation, biological process: regulation of DNA-templated transcription. Gene Ontology annotation, cellular component: nucleus.